UGCCCUUAACUCCUAAUUAACCAGCGCCGUUAUCGAGGGGUAAAAUUAACAAUUCCCUAAGCUCGUGCAUUGUUAGCUAUUCAUGAAGCCAGUGGUUUUUCCUGCUGCGACGUCUUGUCUAGCCGGUGAUAAACAGUCUUCAGGGCCAGAGUAAAGGUUGUCGAGAAAUACGGCGGGAAAUUAUGGCCGCAUAGCCUAGUGGAGCGCCUGACGGUGAUGUUAAAAUGAAAGAUGUCUUUCGCUUUAGAUCUAGGGUCAGUUGAUGAUGAUGAAAAUGAGUUAAAGGGUCAGAGGAUGACAAGGUGGAAAUUUUCAUUUUAUACCAGCACCAGAAUCUUACUGCCAGUGUCGGUGACUGAAGCUUGAACUGAAAAGUCAUGUUGUGGAAAAGGCUGAUUAACUGGAUAAAGGGACAUAACUCUGUCACAAUAUUGGCGAGGCUUUGCUAUCCUGGUGAAGCUAUUUCUAACAAUAAAAGAUUUUGUGGAGACAGCUUUGGGAGCACUUUACACACAUGGGUGACUCUGCAAAGUUCAGGUUUGUUUUCAGUGUGCCCAAGACAAUUACAAACUUUUUGUGCCCUUGGUUACGAAUGUGUAACGCAUUCAUCACUUCGACGGGAGACCCACAGUGCUACAAGAUUUGUCUCCCCUUCGUCACAUGGCUCAAGAAUACGGAAACAAUAUACUGAAGAAAUUCAGCAGGUUAUUGAAGAGAAUGUGGACAAAAUCGAACGCUUCGCUAGUGUUCUGAAUUGCUCCUUGUCUGAAGUGAAAUCCUUGGUUGAAAUGGACACUCGUUUGGUCACAUCGUUUUCGGAACAAAAAGUCCUUGAAACAAUUAAAAGUCUGAAGAGCUAUGGCUUCCUUACACAUGAAAUUCUUAGUUAUCCACCUGUAUUUUGCCUCAGCAUACAAUCACUGCAAACACGACUCAAACAAAUGGAAGAGGUGCGAUGUAACAAGAUUUACGUGCUGAAAUUUGGGCCCAAGAAAUUUCGAGAAAUGUUGGAGUAUUUUCGGGAAGAAAAGAAAGUGAUGAAGAGUUUUCUGUCUCGCGAGACUUAUUUAGCUGUUUUGUUCAGUGUUGAAGAGACAGAUAUUAUUGAAGCAUCCAUAAGAUAUCCACACCUUGAAAACUAUGCGGUGGCUAGAUUGACCCAGGCUUAUAAUCUACUUCGAGAGUACGGGUUUUCACAGGGAGACAUUUGGGAAGAUCUUGACACACUUUUGUUGCCUCCCGCAGAGCUGAAAUCAAGACUGGACAGAAUGAAUUCAGUGGGGAAACUGAACAAAGCUAGUGUCUUCCCUCAUUUGCACUAUAAUGGGAAGGACCAAUUUGAUAGAUCCGUCCAGGUUUGGACUGAAGACCAAACUGCCCUUGAUGGGCACGCAGACAAAGUCAGUUACUUGAGUGCUCGUUUGCAGUGCAGCCCUGCGGAAAUCGAAUCUAUGUUCAUUCGAUACAAAAUGCUGAAGCCGCUGCGGCCAAGAAGAUGGAAAGCUGUCUUAGAUAUUCUUUUAGAUGACAUGGAAAUGCAACCAAUGCACAUACUGUCUAAACCAGUGAUCCUGGGAUACAGUGCUAAGCGCUUACGGCACCGAUGUCAAAUAUUACGAGAUAAUGGUAUCAGAGACCCAAAAGCUGUGAAAGCUUAUUUGUUAAUGACAGAGAAAAAGUUCGACAGCAAGUUCAGCCAAGUAGUUUUGUGAUGUCAGUUUGAAAAACUCCUCUGAUAAUUAAUUACGUUUGACACAAGAAAGAAAAUAAUAACUAACCAAUGUUGGAAGAUGCUGGCAUCUCCAUGAACAAAAGUCAGAAGUGUUCAGUUGAUUUUCUUUUUAUUAUUUAUAUA
Liolophura sinensis is the source of this 1855-nucleotide messenger RNA. RefSeq lists its product as uncharacterized. Bases 378 to 1712 code for a protein of 444 amino acids. The record is from RefSeq and is a predicted model, not a curated record. Gene Ontology annotation, cellular component: mitochondrial matrix. Gene Ontology annotation, biological process: termination of mitochondrial transcription; regulation of DNA-templated transcription. Lineage: Eukaryota; Metazoa; Mollusca; Polyplacophora; Chitonida; Chitonidae. Gene Ontology annotation, molecular function: double-stranded DNA binding. The transcript has 3 exons.